Messenger RNA from Plodia interpunctella (Indianmeal moth), 4348 nucleotides. RefSeq lists its product as uncharacterized. The transcript is spliced from 5 exons. NCBI's taxonomy places the organism in Eukaryota, Metazoa, Arthropoda, Insecta, Lepidoptera, Pyralidae. The record is from RefSeq and is a predicted model, not a curated record. Bases 254 to 1501 code for a protein of 415 amino acids.
GGAAUUGACAAGGAGAUAGGACAGGGACAGGGAGCAGGCAGCCUUCAGAAUUUACGAUUUUGAUUUUUCUCGUUCUCAUGUUUCAUGUGUAUUCGCAUUUUCAGGUUUUCUUUUUCUUUUCGAAAUUGUAUGAUGGUGUUUGCGAGAUGCUAACCAUUAUGAGUUUCAAUAUUUUAUAAAUAUUCUUCCCGUCAAAGAAAAGUAAACUUGGUAAAAUUUUCAAGAUAUAAGUAGGCUUUAAAAAUCUUAAAAAAUGAGCGUUUGGACCAGCAAUUACGCUAUCAUGCGAGACUUGUCCAAGGCCCAGGGUCGUCUAGUUCCUGUGGACAUGAACUCCUCCGUCGGAGUGGAUGUUGCUGCAAAUGAGAAGCCUCCACAAUUGGCAACUGAAGAAACAGAGCAGGAGUUUUAUGACAAGUAUGCGUGUGGGGAUUUUGACUACAGCACCAAGCCGGACUUCAGCCUCAUACAGCAAAUGUUGGAAAUGGUGAGGGACGGGAAUUCAGAAACAUCAGGCAGCGGCAAUGAGGGAGGUGUGAUCCAAAUCAGCAAAGUUAAUUUUUCAACCAGAUCUGACUCUGAGAACAAAGGUGCAAAAGAUAAGCUUUUGAAAGCAAAAAUGAACAAAACGAAGCCAGUAGACGCAACAGUCCACAAUAACCCGGCUGCAGGCGAUGCACCAGUAAAGAAAAAAAAAGAUAGAAAUGUGGCCAUGUCCUCCCUUCUUGCUGCAUUUGAAAAAGAAAAUAACAAUGAGCCUAUUAAAUUAUUGAAACCAACAGAUUUCAUGUCAACGAAUGCUGUCAACGAAUCUGUUAGGAAAGUUGAUGAAUGGUUCACGAACAAAGAGAAUACUAUUCAGAAAAGCAUACCCAGUUUGUCAUCAAUGCCAACAUUUAAAAAGAAAAGUAAAUCAGAAAAAUCUGAUAAACAGUUCAAAAAUGGAAUAGAAGCUCAGGAAGAAUGGUUUAUGAACAAAGAGAAUACUACUGUUCAGAAAAGCGUACCAAGUUUGCCAACAUUUAAAAAGAAAAGUAAAUCUGAUAAACAGUUCCAAAAUGGAAUAGAAGCUCAGGUCUCAUCCACUAAUACUGGGAUAUUCAAGCCAUCUUCGAAGGCUGAUGAAUACUAUAAAAAGUAUUUAGAAAAAUCUCAAUUAAAAUGUUUCAUACAGGAGGAUAUCUGGCAGAAGGCCGAGCGGCUUAUGAAGGAGGCAGAUAUCAAAAGAGCCGCCAAAGUAGCCCAAAUGCUAGAAGAAGCGGCCCUCACGGAACAAACGCUGCAGUCACUGGAGGAUUCAGAUGCGACGCCUGCUGAAGCCGGAUCUACAAAAUUGGACGUGAAAUGGACCCUGACAGAGCCUCGGCACACAGGAACAGACGACUGCAUAGUGUGCACUACUGUCCAGAAACACGGAUUUGAAAUUAAUGAUUUAGCACUCGUAGAAAAAGACGUUACACUAAACACAAGAAUCUCAGCGUCUGUAAGCGAUUUGGAUUAAUAAGUUGAAUGGAGAAGAAGUAUUGUUUGUUUCGAAUAAUAUUGCACAUAACAAAAUAUAAAGAAAAAUAUUGAGAAAAUAAAGAGAAAACUUGGUUAAUUCGUCUUUCCAACUUCAUAAUUCAUAAUAUAUAUUUCGGUCAGACAUAUUUGGGUAUAUAUAUAUACAAUAGGUCUUAUAUUAAAUUACAUAAUACUGCGCGAUCAGACAUACAAAAUUGCUCAUACUUCCAACAAAUCUGUUCUAAUUUAACUUUAAAAUAUUUACAUAUUGUUAGCACGUUCCUAACGUCCCGUUUUCCCAUUUCGUGUAAAAAAAAAGAAUUUGUGGACGCAAUGACGUGCUACAUGUUUUAUGUUUCAUAGUAGCCCCCCGGACGACUGUAUCGAGUUAGCUUUGAACUUAGGAAAGUAUAGAUUUCACUGAAAAAAGAAUAAUUCACCGAAAUAAAUUCUAAUACAUCAAUUAACUGUAAUAUGGAAGCAAUGAAGUAGGAAGGCAGACUCUGAGCUGCCGACGCUCAACGGCUGAGGAUGAAACCGGGAAAAGGCUCAAAUGAUAGAGAAAACUGACUGUGAUGUGUAACUUGAAAGUCCCAUAACUUUCUAGUUUUUUAGAUAAAUUUAUACAUAUAAUUAAAAAAGGAAUCUUCUUCAUAUUUUGGUAGCGUAGUUAUAAUAACCUAGUGCACAUGGAUUUUUAUCCCGAAAUUCCUGCGGGAACGAAGCUCAGGGAUCAUCUUCCAAUUCAGACAGUAACUCAAGAGAUAAACGCGUUUGAACAAACAGAAAAACAUUAUUAUUUUAUUAUAGAAUUUUUAUUUAUAAAAACAGGGUGAAAGAUUUAUUUUAGAGUAUAUAAAAAAGGUAAUCAUGCUGAUGUGAGAGCGAAAGAAAAAACACUAAAUGUGCUAGUGUCUUUUCAAUCUAAAGUCAAUAAAGGGCUUUAAAUGGAAGAAUCUUCUCAUAAGCAUAGCCUAGCAACAUAGUCACUAUUUAAUUUCAAUCUUACAAAUAAACUCACAGCUAAACGUGGCCUUUGAGUGUCGCAAAUCUCAGCUCUGUCUGCCCCGUAUGGGGUAUAGAUGUGAUAUUGUAUCUGUAAAAUAAGAAUCUCAGGGCUCGUGAUAGACAAUGAGCCUUAGAAAUAGGAUCAACUUAAACUGGGAUUUUCUUUAAAAUUUGUUGUAAAUUGAUCCUUUUUACGUCUUAUUUAUGAGUUUAGCUCUUGGUGUCAUGACGUGGAAUGUAACACGCAACGACAUGGCAAAGUUAUUGGAAUGAAUUUGCCUUCUCUAUUUCACACUAGCUUAUUGAAGCGGUGGUCAUAGAUAGGUGCUAGGUUCGAAUCCUACUUGCGCAUUGUCAUUUUGUAUAGGCUCACGUAGUUUUAGAUCACCACUGGCUUCCAGUGAAGGAAAUCAUUGUGAGGAAACCUGCACAUUGGUAGAUUUCGGUUCGUAGAAUGCGUACCGCCACUAGAUGGCGGUAGUUUUAAAUGAUGACAUUUAAUAUAUAAUUCUAAUAUGAAUUAGAAAUAUAAAGUGCGGAAACGCAUUAUUUUCGAAAAUUCCCGGAUGUUUUCUUCAGAUCAGGAUCAGAAUAUCAGACGGCUCUUGGAAAUCUGCGGGAAUUCUCAAGUCGUCAUCAUCAUCAUAUCGAGUGUGUUAUUUUAUUCAAGUCGCCUAAAGGCAUCUGACAUGACUUUUACGACUACUUACCGCCAUUUAGUGGCCGGUAGUCACAUACACACUAGUGAACUAAACUGUCCACCAGUGUGCAGGUUUCCUCACGAUUCUCAAGUGAGGAAAUAUCUGAGAACAGAGAAUUUCUCAGUGGCACAUAGCUGGCCCUAGUGCCCCAGCUGGCCCCAGCAGUACGGACAUUAAAUGGUUAAUGAUGAAGUUGUAAGAUUGAGCGUUUAUGAUUUUAAAUGUGAGAAUUAUUAUAAGAAAUAUGUUUUAAUGUUUUGUUCAUAUGCUGAAAGUAAUAUGAACGGAGUACUCUGCUGUGAUACACACAGAUAUAUGGUAUUUUUUUAAUGUAUUUUAAUUAGAGUACGAGUUUAAGGUUAAACACAACAGCACAUGUUUAUGAACAGUUUAUGAUGCUGGGCUAGUUGGUUUCCAAAGAAAUCUAUGUCAAAAUUAUUAACUUUGUUUUAUCUCCAAUACUAAUUUACUGAUCCGCUGAUCGGACUUAGCGUGGAAAGUAAAAAUUGUAUGUUAUUCUUUCACAGUUUUUAUUGGGAGUUUUUGUUUUCCAUGAACUUAACAUAUUGUGAAAAAUUGUGCAGUUAAUAAAAAAUUACGCUGUAUAUUUUAAGACUCCAACCUCCAAAUUCAGUUUUUCUUUUCGAAUUUUAGCCAAUUCGAUGUUAUCAUAAUUAAAUUUUGAAAUAUAUUUGAAUUCUGUAAUAUUUAUUUAUAAAAGAAGGAAAUAUUUGAGUAAAAUUUGCUGUCUCGUAGAAAUACUUUAUGUAAAGCUGCCCAAAUGUGUUGCAACUACGUCGCACACAUGUACAUACAGGUAACUUGACGUGCUGUUGACUGUACACUGUCCCUGGAAGUGAGUUCAAUGCGCUUUUGAAUCAUGAAUUUCUCAUACUUACUUAAUAAAUUCAAAGCGAUUCAAAGUGAAUAUUUCAACGUAAUAUAUCCCGUUAAUUGUAUUGAGAUCUCCUUUUCUUAUGAGAAAGAUUUCGCAAAGUUUUCAUUCACAAGAAUUUGUUAAAACCAAACCUAAUUAGUUUAACUAAGUGGCAUAGAAAUGGCUCAGACAAUUUAAAUGUAUAUUUUUCAAAUGGUGUAUUUACGUAGUGAAGUUAAACGCAUGGAAAGUUUAUUUA